AUGCCUUUCAAGCAGGUCUUUGAAAGGCGCGUCAACCGCAACAUGCGGGAAGGAGAACCUGGUCCAGGACCUGAUGAGGAGGCCAGAGAGGAGGCCGAUGUCAAGAGCGAUCCUGACAGCAAGACCUUCGAGCACGAAGAAGAGGAUAUCGAGCUUUCGGAGAAGAAGGACCGCCCUCCACGCUUCUCGACUCUCUUCACCCAACCUGCCCCUCCUCAGAUCGUCGAACGAUACGUCGAGCCAAAAAGGAGGUCCGGAGUGACCCUUCCCACGCCUCUGUUUGUCAUCCUGGCGAUUGUACUGUUCUUCGAAAGCACCUUACUGUUCGCCUACACGAUCAUCGGUCUGUACAACAACGUCCCACAAGGUGUCCUACCCUUCGGACCCGGGUCAACAGCGACGGUGGAUAGCUGCAACUGCGGUGGAGGCCAAGCAGGCAUCAACAUCUCUCCGAACUUCAUCUUGCCAGGUGGAAAUGCAGAGACGGUCACCGUUACCGCGGACACUUCCACUGUACUUGAGAAGACUACGACAUCCACAUCCACCUCCAGCAGUUCUUCGUCAUCAUCCAGCUCCACCAGCUCAUCCAUCGACCCCACAGCGGUAGCCGCAGGUCUCGCCAGCUUCCUCCGCGGCCAAGCCGCCUCAAACUCCUCUCCAGGACCUCGCGUUGCAGAAACGACCAAAGUCGUCACUUCGACCCCAGAGCAGAAGACUGUUCUUCUCACAAGCGACGUCACCAUCAUCCCGGGGCAGUCGACAUCGACAUCAACGGUGAAGGUGCCGCCGAAGAGCAGCAGUAACGCCAAGCGCGCCAGUCCUGCUUCGAAAGAAGCUUCUGAAGCGGAUUCUGGCAAGACUACGGUCGCUGGCCCGACUCCUUCUACGCUCAUGACGGCUGCUUCUCCGCCUGCGACGACGGAGGCGCCAGAGAAAGGCGAGGACGAUGGCAAGGAUGCGAAGGCGAAGGAGAGCACGACGCAGAAGACGGGGGUUGCGUGUUUUGGUGGUUCUGGGGCUGUUAUGUUGAACUGUGUCAGUGCCUGA
Molecule: messenger RNA, 1047 nt
Organism: Saxophila tyrrhenica
Lineage: Eukaryota; Fungi; Ascomycota; Dothideomycetes; Mycosphaerellales; Extremaceae
Exons: 1
Coding region: 1-1047 (348 amino acids)
Source: RefSeq, a predicted model, not a curated record